Molecule: messenger RNA, 555 nt
Organism: Penicillium robsamsonii
Lineage: Eukaryota; Fungi; Ascomycota; Eurotiomycetes; Eurotiales; Aspergillaceae
Product: putative cytosolic Cu/Zn superoxide dismutase
Exons: 2
Coding region: 1-555 (184 amino acids)
Biological process (GO): removal of superoxide radicals
Cellular component (GO): extracellular region
Molecular function (GO): superoxide dismutase activity; copper ion binding
Source: RefSeq, a predicted model, not a curated record
AUGAAGGUCCCCUCAACAAUUGCUAUCUCGGUCAUUGCCUUUCCAUUCCUCGCUUUGGCAGCGUCAGUCAAAUCCGGAGUCAACGCCCCGGUCAUCACGGACAACCAGGACAUUACCUAUGUCGCGCACAUAGCCCGGGAUCCGCACUCCGGUAUUGAAGGAGUCGUCACCGUGUCGCCAGGGAUACACAACACGGGAGUCGAGAUCAGACUACACUUUUCUGGGCUGAGAGAAACCAGCAAAUACCUAUACCACAUUCACUUCCAACCAGUCCCCGAAUCGGGAGAUUGUAAAGGAACAGCGGGUCUUUUGAAUCCUUAUAAUGCCCAGGAGGACCCAUGUAAUGCCUCGGAGCCCCAGACCUGUGGAGUUGGAGACCUGACCGGGAAACACGGAUUUAUCGUUGCUGAUAGAUAUGGGACUUACUCGACAGUUUAUGAGGAUAAGUACCUAUCCAAUCAACCAGGCUCCGUGGCUUUCUUUGGCAAUCGCUCGGUUACUAUUCAUGCAGAUGAUGGGGGUCGGUAUAAUUGUGGAAACUUUGAGUUGCAAUGA